Daphnia pulicaria is the source of this 1035-nucleotide messenger RNA. RefSeq names its product ankyrin-1-like. Gene Ontology annotation, cellular component: nucleus. Gene Ontology annotation, molecular function: protein binding; transcription cis-regulatory region binding. Bases 1 to 1035 code for a protein of 344 amino acids. The transcript has a single exon. Lineage: Eukaryota; Metazoa; Arthropoda; Branchiopoda; Diplostraca; Daphniidae. Gene Ontology annotation, biological process: positive regulation of transcription by RNA polymerase II. The record is from RefSeq and is a predicted model, not a curated record.
AUGGCGCGAUCAAUUCACUACGCGGCCAAAAACCAAUCGGCAGUAGCCGCAGAAAUGAUGAAAAUUCUCCUGGACAAAGGCUGCGAUCCUAAUGCGACAAGUACUUUGGGUGUCACUCCUGUUCACAUGGCAGCCGAGAAUAAAGCGACGUCGGGGUUGAGCAUUUUGAAACUGUUAUACGAAAAUGGCGCCAAUUUGAACGUGGCUGAUGACGGGGGAACCACCGCUGUCCAUCUUGCAGCUCAGAAUCCUUCGUGGUGGAAAGCAGACAUUCUUCGGUUCCUACUCGACCACGGCGGAAAUCCCAACGCUGUGACCAACUAUCGACAUGCUGCUGAUUUAGGCUGUCGGCGAGAUGAACUGAAAUUGCCACCCGUUGCUGGUAAAAGAAAAAGGACGCCUGUUCAUUAUGCAGCCGAAAACGAUUGGCCCGCAAUUUCUAAACUGAAAGUCCUGAACCUUCUUCUCGAAAGAGGAGGAGAUCCCAACCUGGAAGACGAACGGAAGAGAACGCCGGUCCAUUUUGCCGUUCAAAAUCCAAUCAACGGAUAUAGGAUUGUAAAAGUACUUUUGAGAAACCGAGGAAAUCCUAACGCCGUUGACGACCAGAUGAUGACACCCGUCCAUUUUGCAGCCAUGGCAGCUCAUACCCACAAGAGAGUCGACAGGAUGAAACUGCUCCUGCAAUAUGGCGGAGAUCCGAACGCGGUUGAUUCUUCCGGGCGCACCCCUGUCCACUAUGCGGCCAUGAGUGAAUCGAACGAUGCGCCGCAAAUGAUUGAAUUACUUUUAGCGAAUAAAGGAAAUCCGAACGCCGUUGAAAAUUCAAGACUCACCCCAGUUCACUGCUGUUUAAUCAAGAAUCCAUCGGCAAGGGUGGCCGAGAAAAUACUGGAAUUAUUGUUGAAACACGGAGGCGAUCCUGAGGCUCCUGACAAUGAAGGAAAAACGCCAAUUGAUUUAUUAGCAGCCAAAGGACAAUCGGCAGAAAUGCAAAACAUGUGGAAUAUUCUCAAACUAAACCAACGACACUAA